GUGCGGAGACGGGGCACGGGGGAGAAAACAGAAACGAAACGAGACCGUGCAAAACAGGCCCCCACCCUCUCUCCUCUCCGGGAAAUGGAUCUCAGUUUGAUGAGAUAGGCGAGGAGACGCUGUCAGGCCGGUGCAUGUGAAGCUACACAGCUAUGGAGCAACGGGCUCCGUCUCAAGUGAGGGGAGACUGUAUUUGGCCCCUGCAACACGUGAUGUGUUCCACUUUCCUGCGGAUCAAGUAAGCCUGCCUGCCGUAGUCCUGCUGGACCAUAUUCAGACACGCACAGACACAAACAUACUCUCAUGCACAAGGACUGAACUCUGUAAGGUUUGUAUUGUGAGUGCAUUGAUACUGUCCAACCGCAUGGAGGCACAGCAGGCUUCUCCUGACAGCAGCAGUGAGGAAUGUACUGUACUAGAGGCUACGCCUGGCAAAGGAACAGGACUAACUUGCUCACAACACAAUGGAAAAGUGCCUGCGUUGUACUGUGUGCCAUGUGAGAAUGCGGUGUGCGAAGACUGUUUGAAUGCAGAACAUGCUGAACAUCCCACAGAUUCACUGGAAAAUAUUGUGAACCAACAACUUGCAGUACUGCAGGACAGAGUGGAUGCAGCUAAAAACAGGCUGCCUCAGAUAAGAGAAUCAGUUCAGUCCUUAAGAGAUAUUCUGCAGCAGCUGAACACUCAGCGGAGUUCUAUCGAGGAGGACAUUCAUUCCUCCUUCAGCGACCUUCACAAAACUCUCGACACACGCAAGAGCGUCCUGCUCAUGGAGCUGGAGGUCACGUACGGGCUGAAGCAGAAGGUUCUGCAAGGUCAGUUGGACACGUUGCUUCAAGAAGAAGCGGCCAUAAACUACAACUCCAGCCUGACUAAAGAGGCCUUAGACGGAGGCAACAAAGCCGUCGUUCUCCAAACCAACAAGGAUGUAGGAGAGAGAUUGAGCGAACUGGCCAGUCAGGGUCUUCCCCUUCAACCUGAAGAGAAUGACCAGCUGGACCUCGUGAUGGAGAUCGAAGGACUCCGCAAGUCCAUCCACAACCUAGGAACUGUCGUCACAACCAAUGCGGUGGCCAGCCAGACCGAAGCUUCAGGGGAGGGUCUGGAGCAGUGCGUCGUGGGCCACCCCAUGUCUGUGAUCAUAACCACUAGAGACAAAGCUGGUGGAUUGUGCAAAACUGGAAACGCUGUUAUCUCAGCAGAGGUGUUCACGCCGGAUGGAAGCGUUGCGGAUGGCGAAAUUGUGGAUCAUAAAAACGGAACUUAUGAAUUUCAGUAUACGGUGAAAAAGGAGGGCAAUUUCAGUCUGGCUUUGAGACUGUAUGAUCAGCAUAUCAAAGGAAGCCCAUUUCAAUUAAAGGUCACCAGUUCUCCGGAUGACUCCCCCUGCACCACCACCGCGGCCAACGCCGCUUCCACGGGUUCCAGUGAUGGUGGGGCAAGGAAACGGAGCGCUAAGUCUCCAGGGAGCAGGAGCCGACAGAAGGGUGUUAGGCGGGCCGGAAGCCUUUUCAGUACCCCAAAGAAAAGAGUUAACCCGAUAGAGGAUGACCUUAUUUUUAGAAUAGGAACAAAAGGGAGGAAUAAAGGAGAGUUUACAAACCUUCAAGGUGUAGCAGCUUCUUCAGAUGGAAAAAUUCUGAUUGCAGACAGUAACAAUCAAUGUGUGCAGAUGUUUUCAAAUACGGGAGAGUUUCACAGUCGUUUUGGAGUACGUGGCCGGUCACCAGGUCAACUUCAACGGCCAACCGGAGUCGCUGUACAUCCAAAUGGCGACAUCAUCAUAGCUGACUACGACAAUAAGUGGGUCAGCAUCUUCUCCAGUGAAGGCAAAUAUAAGGCUAAACUGGGCUCAGGAAGGCUGAUGGGCCCAAAAGGCGUAUCUGUGGAUCAGAAUGGUCACGUCAUCGUUGUGGACAACAAAGCCUGCAUGGUUUUCAUCUUUCAGCCCAGUGGUAAACUCGUCACUAAGUUUGGCAGCAGGGGAAUCGGAGACAGACAGUUUGCUGGGCCACACUUUGCAGCAGUCAACAACAACAAUGAAAUAAUCAUCACAGAUUUUCAUAAUCACUCCGUUAAGGUGUUCAAAGCAGAUGGGGAAUUCUUGCUUAAGUUUGGGUCAAACGGGGAAGGCAAUGGACAGUUCAAUGCACCUACAGGGGUCGCUGUGGAUGUCAAUGGCAACAUUAUUGUGGCAGACUGGGGAAACAGUCGGAUACAGGUUUUUGACGGAAGCGGGUCGUUCCUCUCCUACAUCAAUACGGCUGCCGACCCUCUGUACGGGCCGCAGGGUCUCGCUCUCACCUCUGACGGUCAUGUUGUGGUGGCCGAUUCUGGAAACCACUGCUUCAAAGUCUAUCGAUACCUGCAAUGACUUGAGAGUGACUGUUUGUUGGACAUUGCCUAACGUAUGUGUCCAGUUGUCCCACUUAAUAAGUGAAACCCUUACAUUAACAGCAAACGCCCUCAUGGUUCCAGAUAUUUUCUAUUUGUUCCGCUGUUUUACGACUCUCUAGGAUUAAAGCUUGUUAACGUGCAUUGUUCAAAGAAUGCCUUGGAAUGCCUUUGCCAAAAUUCGACACGGUGCAUUGUAGAAUAAUUGUCGAACUGAGACAACUGAAUGCAUUGAUCUGUAUAAUAACGUUCAUCUUGGCUGGAAAUUGACAUGCUGCAUGUGUGACUCAUGCAUGCAUCACUCUUUUGGAAAGAUCUGAGUGUCGUAAACCACCCAAUGUGUCAAGAUGUUGAUAAAGGCAAGAUGUGAACACUAUCUAAACAUUUUAUGGUCUUUUUGAUGAGGUUGAACAGAAAUGUUCAUACCGCUCAACGUUUGUCUUAUCAUCUUCAAACAGUUGCUCAUGUGUGUCUCACAGUUAACUAAAAUGCUGAUCAUAUUCCCUGAUUUAAAAUUUGUUUUCCAAUCGGUCAAGUCUGUCAAACAACAAAAUCCAAACCUCUGUUUGGUAUUUUGACAUUAAAAGUUACAGUCAAUCUGUUUUUGCUGUAUAAUGAUAUGCUGUGUGAGGCUAACAGUAAAUUAAACAAUACAACUGUUGCCUUGCAUACUUAUAGGAUGAGGCUAGCAGCUGUUUAUUUAGAAAAUAUUAGGACUAUAUUUUCUUUACAAAUGCUAUUGAAACUGGAAAUAUCUAUAUAUUUGUGUAAUAAUCUUAAAUAAUGUUUCAAAGAAAGGGUGUGCAUUUUGUUUGGGGUUCAAAAUGAAUUUGAGUUCAUUUGUGGCUUGUAGUUAAAUGCCAAAAAUGUUAAAGGAAUUGAUUUUCAUCUCAUUCUCUUGUGCAUCCAGUGAUUCAUUAGAGGCAUGAUUCACGCAGUAGUAAUAAUAAAAAUACAAAUUCCAUCAUAACUUAAUAGCAAUAGAGUUUUCACUUUCAAUGCAAUUACUUCAUCAUCAUCAUUAUGUUGUCAUUUCUACGCUCUUGCUGUUGUAUUACACUUCCAGAACGUGGAAAUUAUUUUGAUUUAAUACAGUAUGCCUGUAUUGUAAAUGAUGUAUAUGGUUUAACCUGUGCUGAAUUGCUUGUGGUUUUCUGUAUAUAAGGAUUGUAAUGAAAGAAUGUUUUAUGUUGAUCAAAAAAGAGAUAUUACUUGAAUGUUCUUGAUUUGCUCAUAAAUUCAGUCUGUAUAAAUUCAGCCUUAUUUUUUGAAAGAUUUCUCAUUCUUUUUAUAUUGUUGAAAAUUAUUUCAGUAGAAUAUUUAUUAGUUUACCUUGUAGGUGUGUGCUCGUUAACGACUUGCUUAAACUGUGUUGAUUUCUGUGAUAUUGCUAUCACUUUAUCAAAAACAUCAUUAUAAUGUACAGAGCAGUAAAAUGAUUGUUUUGUUUUUGGUUUGAAGACUCCUUAAACCAUAACACCAGGAAGAAAAUAAAGCUGCAGUAACUGGUUAAAAAUUAAAAUAUUUUCUAGUUCGGUUAGUACACAUUUGUGAGAUCUGCAUGCAAACACAUUAUUUGUUUGUUUAUUGGUUGCAAAUUAAAUUGUGGUACUUUAACUAAACCAUGAACAAAAAACAUUGAAUAACCUGAAAAGAAACUAUUGGAAAACAGUUCAAUAAAAUUCUUACAACAUGUAAAAAGAAAUAA
Triplophysa dalaica is the source of this 4102-nucleotide messenger RNA. RefSeq names its product tripartite motif containing 2b (gene trim2b). Gene Ontology annotation, molecular function: zinc ion binding; ubiquitin protein ligase activity; translation repressor activity. NCBI's taxonomy places the organism in Eukaryota, Metazoa, Chordata, Actinopteri, Cypriniformes, Nemacheilidae. Gene Ontology annotation, biological process: negative regulation of translation; proteasome-mediated ubiquitin-dependent protein catabolic process; protein polyubiquitination. The transcript is spliced from 12 exons. The coding region runs from base 365 to 2374 and encodes 669 amino acids. The record is from RefSeq and is a predicted model, not a curated record.